AUGUUAAAACUUUGUCUACUAAUAGCAACAUGUACGUUCUGCAAUCUAAUUAUCAAUAUUCAAGCUCUACCGAUGCAAUUCGAUUCGAACACUUUUAUAAUAACAGCUGACGCUCCGGACGAGCCGGAGGAAAAGUUUACGGACAAUUGGAAUUACAAAACCGAACACAACGAAGUACCGAUUCUGUCUAAUGUCACCAGGAAGCACACGUUACCGCCUCUGGCCGGCAAUGGCACUGCUAGAUUGCUGUGGGAACUGGACCAGGAGAAAACCACGCACUUGCCGCAGUUCUUCGACAAAGCCUUGAAACUGCUCAAUCUCAAACAAGUCGCUUUCGAAAUCGAAAACUCCGUCAUGUCGAAGGUCUCCUGCACGGCAUGCAAAGCAGGCGCGGGACUGCUGCAGCAUUACACCAAAACCGGCAAAUCCGAGAAGGAAAUCAAAAAAACCAUUUACCAAUUUUGCGUCAAUUUGAAAAUCCAAUCGCCUCGAGUGUGCGAGGGCAUCACCGAACUAUUCGCGGGAGAGGUCAUUUACGUUUUGAGCAAAGUCAAAAUAGGUCCGGACGAGAUUUGCAGCUUCGUUAUCGGCGACGCCUGCGGGGACGUUUACAACCCCUAUCACGAGUGGGAGGUGAUGUUCCCGCCGGUACCCAAACCCACCCUCGUGGAACCCAAAAUUCCGGAGGCCAGCGCGCCCACUUUUAAGGUGCUCCAUCUAUCAGACACCCAUUACGAUCCCUACUACAUGGAGGGCAGCAACGCCGAUUGCUCGGAGCCUUUGUGUUGCCGCCUCACCAACGGACUGGCCACGUCCAAAGAACAAGCAGCCGGAAAAUGGGGGGAUUACAGGAAAUGCGACACUCCGAAGAUUACUGUGGAUAAUAUGCUGCAACACAUACAGGACAAGCACCCGGAUAUCGAUUACAUCUUGUGGACCGGCGAUCUGCCGCCUCACGACAUUUGGAAUCAAACCAAAGAGGAAAACCUGAAGAUACUGAAAGACACGGUCAAGCAAAUGCUGACGAUGUUCCCCGGCAUACCGAUUUUUCCGGCUUUGGGAAACCACGAAUCCGCGCCGGUGAACAGUUUUCCUCCGCCGUUCGUUGACAAUCCGGACAGUUCCAUAUCGUGGUUGUACGACGAGCUGGACGUGCAAUGGAGAAAAUGGCUGCCCGGCUCGGUCAGUAACACGGUGAGAAGGGGCGCCUUUUACUCGGUAUUGAUCAGGCCGGGAUUCAGAUUGAUUUCGUUGAACAUGAAUUACUGCAACAACAAGAACUGGUGGUUGUUACUGAACAGCACAGAUCCCGCCACGGAGCUCCAGUGGUUCAUUUACGAACUUCAAUCGGCGGAAUUCAACGGGGAGAAAGUCCACGUUAUAGGUCACAUUCCACCGGGACAUUCUGAUUGCCUCAAAGUCUGGUCGAGGAACUACUACGCCGUCAUAAAUCGCUACGAAUCCAUCAUAACGGCCCAGUUCUUCGGCCACACGCACUACGACGAAUUCGAAGUCUUCUACGAUAAAAAAGACCUAUCCAGGGCAAUCAGCAUCGCCUACGUAGGACCCUCGGUCACCCCGUACUACGACCUAAAUCCCGGAUACAGGAUAUACUACGUAGACGGAGACCACGACAAGUCGACAAGGUCGGUGGUCGAUCACGAAUCGUGGACGAUGAACCUGAGGGAGGCGAAUCUCUACGGCUAUCCCAUUUGGUUCAAGCUCUAUUCGGCCAGGCAGGCGUUCGGUUUGGAGUCGCUGCGGCCGCAGGAUUGGGACGAGCUCGUCGCCAGGAUGACCAACGAUCCCAAGCUGUUCGAUUUGUUUUACAAGUAUUAUUACAAGGCGAGUCCGGCGCGGCCGUCGUGCGAUACGGCGUGCAAGAAGCGGAUCCUGUGCGAUUUGCAUUCGGGCAGAUCGCACGAUCGGAAGAACCUCUGCGAGACGAUCGAGUCGAGGAUCGAUUCGUCGUCGAACGUCACGUGGAAGGAAUGGUUUUACAAUACUAUAUCGGUGUCAAUGUCUGUCUUGAUGUCAAUUCCACGGUUGACCAUACAGUUGCCCAAAUACGUGCUGGGUCUCGGAUAA
Molecule: messenger RNA, 2088 nt
Organism: Phyllotreta striolata
Lineage: Eukaryota; Metazoa; Arthropoda; Insecta; Coleoptera; Chrysomelidae
Source: the annotation of a GenBank genome assembly